Maniola jurtina (meadow brown) is the source of this 1688-nucleotide messenger RNA. RefSeq names its product proteasomal ubiquitin receptor ADRM1 (gene Rpn13). The coding region runs from base 97 to 1518 and encodes 473 amino acids. Gene Ontology annotation, cellular component: proteasome regulatory particle, lid subcomplex; nucleus; cytoplasm. Lineage: Eukaryota; Metazoa; Arthropoda; Insecta; Lepidoptera; Nymphalidae. Gene Ontology annotation, biological process: ubiquitin-dependent protein catabolic process. The record is from RefSeq and is a predicted model, not a curated record. Gene Ontology annotation, molecular function: proteasome binding; endopeptidase activator activity; ubiquitin binding. The transcript is spliced from 6 exons.
UGUUUUAAGUUAUUGGUCUGUGGUCGCUGUCUUGUCUGUGGCGAUGUGACAUGAUUGGCAAAUUAUUAAAUUCUUCCUUUCCAAAAUCCGCAAUUAAUGUUAGGUAUUAACAUUGAUAGAAAAUUACUACUUGUUGGACUUAAAUUAGGAGUUAAAAGUGAUACUUACGAAGCAGAAGCAAAUCGACGCCAAAGCUUUAAUUACACGAUGUCUUCAACCGCACUGUUUGGAAACACCUCUGGUCUUGGUGGCAGUUCAGGAGGGAAUAAACACUUGGUAGAGUUUCGGGCAGGCAGAAUGACUCUCAAAGGUCGUAUGGUGCAUCCGGAUAAAAGAAAGGGCUUAUUGUAUGUGUACCAAGGAGAAGAUUCGUUGAUGCAUUUUUGUUGGAAGGACCGUACAACUGGCGAAGUAGAGGAUGACCUUUUGAUCUUCCCUGACGAUUGCGAAUUCAAGCGGGUUAACGAAUGUACAACUGGGAGGGUGUAUGUACUCAAAUUCAAGUCAUUCUCAAAGAAGUACUUCUUUUGGAUGCAGGAGCCAAAAACUGACAAGGACGAUGAGUACUGCCGCCGCAUCAAUGAGGCUUUGAACAACCCACCGACGUCGGGCGAGCGCGGCGGCGGCGGCACCGGCGGCCAAGACGGAGAGCUGCAGAACCUGCUCAACAACAUGUCGCAGCAGCAACUGAUGCAGCUGUUUGGAGGGGUCGGCCAGAUUGGGGGACUGUCAUCACUCCUCGGCACCAUGGGCAACAAUAGCAGCAGCGGUACGGGCGGCAGUCGCCAAUCGAGUAGCAGCGGCAACAGCUCGCGCGGCGGCUCAGCCCCGCGCACUACGGAGCCCAGCGCGCGCACGCCGGCGCGCCCGCGCUAUCCGGCCGCGGCGGCCGCCGCUCCCGCCGCCGCCCCAGCCGCCGCGCCUGCCGCCGCUCCCGCCGCCGCCGCCGCGCCCGCUCCGGCCGCCGCCACGCCCGCGCCCACCCCCGCCUCCGCCGCCACCGCCGCCUCGGCUGCCGCUACUCCUCGUGGCGGGCAGAUCUUCCUGUCGGACCUGCAGCGCUACUUCUCUGCGCUGGGCACGGCGCCCGAGGGCGAGGGCGGCGAGGCGCGCGUGGACCUGGGCGCGGCGCUGGCGGCGCCCGACGUGCUGAGCACGGCCAGCGAGCCGCCGCACGCGGAGCGCCUGGCGCCGCUGCUGCCGCCCGCGCCCGCCGCCACCGCCGCCGCGGACGAUGUAAGGACCACCCUGCUCUCACCGCAGUUUGCUCAGGCGGCAAAUCAGUUUUCCUCAGCCCUAACCUCGGGGCAAAUGGGUCCAGUGGUGUCGCAGUUCGGUCUGCCGGCCGAUGUGACUGCAGCCGCCAACUCUGGCGACAUGAAGGCAUUUUUCAAGGCCUUGGAAAGCGCUUCGUCGGGCUCCGAAGGCAGCAAGUCACAGGACGCUGACAAAAAGAAGGAAAAGCCGCAAGACGACAAAAAUGACAAAGACGGUGACGCUGGAAUGUCACUCGAUUAAAACUUGCACUUACGCAAGAAUAUUAUUAUUUGUAGUUCUUUCUAUUUUUCACUUUAAUAUCGUAAGGCAAGACGUAGAACACUAGCAGCGACUAGACAGCAACUAAAGGCAUUUUCGAAAAAGAUGUAAGAAUUAUACAAGUCCUAUGAAAUAAAAUUAAUUGAAAUUUC